Molecule: messenger RNA, 1983 nt
Organism: Aspergillus bombycis
Lineage: Eukaryota; Fungi; Ascomycota; Eurotiomycetes; Eurotiales; Aspergillaceae
Exons: 3
Coding region: 1-1983 (660 amino acids)
Source: RefSeq, a predicted model, not a curated record
AUGUCUUCUGCAAAUGCCGUCUACACCGGGGUCUGGACCAACUGGUCCCAUGGCCAGAUUCGCGGGGCCACUCUCACCCUACCCCAGGAAUACGCCGGACUCUUGACGGCGUUUCUUGCCAUCUUUGUCUCCUUCGCGGGAACUAUGAUGUGGCGGAUUCUCUGCUUUAUCAUACACCAAGCCAACACCACACCCCCUUCGGAAAAGCGAGAUUUCCUACAUCACAGUCGCCAGGUGAUCCUUCGAAACAGCGGCUCAGGGACGGCAGCAGCAUGGGCAUUCACCAUGCUGGCAUGGAACGCUGGCAGAAAGGCCCCGCGAGGCUUACUCCGAAUUCUUCCCCUCGCGCUCCUAGCACUCCUCAACGUAGCCUUGUUCGGAGUCUCGGGUGUGUUCACUUCGUAUGUGACCAAAGUCCCGGGCAACACAACCAUUAUCCUGGGUCCCCACUGCGGUGGAGCUGAAUCAAGCUCGGCAGAUACGGGUGGGAUCUACUUAUCCAAGUUGUUGGAAGAUACAAAACAAGCAUCAGCCUAUGCGAAACAAUGCUAUCAGGGCAGUUCAUCAUUAGCCUGCGGGACUUACGUCCGCCGAAGCUUACCUUUCACGACCCACCAAAAUGUUUCCUGCCCGUUCGCAAAGGGCCUGUGCAGGUUUAAUGACGAAUCUGCCUUUGCGAUGGACACGGGCUUGUUGGAUUCGCAUGAUGACUUUGGGAUCAACGCCCCACCCAAGAACCGAAUCAAGUUUCGACGGCUUACGACCUGUUCCCCGAUCUAUGGCGCCGACUUUGGCAGUGACCGGGAUGAGCCUGGCCUGGGUCCGGUUGUUUAUAUCAAUGCUGGAUUGAUUCCGCAGCAGGUUGAGAUGGGCAAUAACUGGACAUUCUCCUAUGUUGCCCGCUCCGCAUUCGAUAGGAUACAUGGGUACUCGCUGAGUUCUGUUUACGGGCAAGCCGACCCUACCGGUGUUCUUCACAGUACUGGGCUUAUGUGGUAUCCCGACCCAAAACUGAACCAAACCGACUCAGACAUCACCCUAAUGAUGCUCACGCAAAAUGGUGUUUAUUAUCAAACGCCAAGCGACGAUCCCUGGAUCGCCGCCCACCAGACGCUUAACGGAAGCGAAGUGUAUACGGGGGACUACACGGUUAGUUUGCUGGGAUGCAUCGACCAGUAUCAAUUCUGCAACCCAAACCUGGAGGGCGAUACGGCAUGCAGCAAAUUGGGAGGCAUAAAUUCGGUGGUUCAAGACAUGGUCGAUCGAUUCGUUUACAUGAAUGGGGAUCAGCUCGCGACAAUGGAGCGGUUCAUGACGACAACGCACUUACAUUCAAUGCAUCAAGCCGUCCAAGGCUGGGGAGGGUCAGCGCUAGACAUCGGCCAAAAGCUGUACAACGGACUGCAGUACUCCGUCCCUCCUAACCAAUGGCAAAUCGAAGUCUCGAACUGGUUUGCCCUUUCUCUCGCCAAGGCGCAAGCAUGGGCCAUCGAAUGGGCAACCGAACCCCUGAACUUCGGCGCCCCCCGAGAAGGCGACGAUUCCCCAUGGGACUACAGCCCGCCCACCACGCCCGAGGGCCAAUCCCAAUGCAGAAACCAACUCAUCCACAAUUCAGGAGACUACAAGAACUUGUCGGUCUUGGGAAUGGGCCUGAUCCUGGCCCUUGGGGGCUUGAUAAUCAUCCUUGGCUUGUGCCUGGAUACCGGCGUGGGGCUGCUGCAGCGUGGGAAACGCGCCUAUUUGCGAGAGCAGUGGCAGACAGAGGAGACACUGGGGUUGCAUGGCGCUGCUUAUCGGGCUCUAGGGGUCUCAACGAAUUGGGGCGAGGAAGUGCCGCCCAGCUCAGUGUUUCAGGGUCUCACCUCUGCCACUGAUGGCUAUCGUUCAGUUCCCUUAGACGGGGGUGAUGCUGAGAGGAAAUCCGAUGGUGGCAUAACGGUGUCGGAACGAUAUCAGUCGCAUCGUGAUAUAGUAGCUUAG